AUGAAAGAAAUUCUUGGUUUGGCAAGUGUGAUACUUAUUGGGAUUACCCUUUACAUGAAUGGAUAGAGUGAAAUUUCUUCUUAAAAUUAAUUUUAAUAAUGGCAAUCACUUCACUCUAAAUUUUAUACACAAAUUGAGGAAUAAUAUCGUAGAAUGAUCUUUGAACAAAACAAAAAAAUGAUUGACGAACACAAUGCUAAUCCUGAAAACACCUACACAAUGGCACUUAAUUAAUUUGCCGAUUUGACAACUGAAGAAUUCGUAGCAACUUAUUUAGAUUCAUAAUUAUCUGCCGGAUUAAAAAAGAGAUCAGUAAAACCUAAGUCUCAAUCCAUACCAAAUGAAGCUUAUGAUUGGAGAAACACAACAAGUGUGAGAGACAUGAAAUCUGGGUGCAUUUCAAGUUGGGCUUUUUCAACUGUUGGAGCGGCCGAAUCAUAUUUAACUGUGGUGAAAUCUUAAAAACUAUCACUUUCCCCAUAAUAACUAUUGGACUGUGAUGCAACAUCAUUCUCUUGCAAUGGAGGUGUCCCCUAUAAAGGUUUAAACUACAUUGCUGACAAUGGUAUUACAGUUGAAUCUGUUUACCCAUACACAGCCAAAUUCUCACCAUGCAAAAGAGAGGGAGGACCAUAUACUAUCAAUGGUAAUGAAGAUGUUGACGAUCUUAAAAGUGCAUUGAGAUAAUACGGAGUCUCAGUAUUUGUAGAUGCUACAAAUUGGCAAUUUUAUUCAAAAGGAAUAUUUAGCAAUUGUGAAGACAAUGUCAACUUUGCAGCUACAGCAAUUGGAUUCACUGAAACAUAUUGGAUUGUUUAAAGUUCAUAUGGUACAUCCUGGGGAUAAAAUGGAUAUAUUUAUUUGGCACCAGGAGAUACAUGCGGUAUUGAAUCCUUUGGUGUUAGAGCUAUUUGAUUAUUUAUCAUAUGAAUAAUAAAAAUA
Paramecium tetraurelia is the source of this 942-nucleotide messenger RNA. RefSeq lists its product as uncharacterized. Gene Ontology annotation, cellular component: lysosome. The record is from RefSeq and is a predicted model, not a curated record. The transcript has 2 exons. NCBI's taxonomy places the organism in Eukaryota, Ciliophora, Oligohymenophorea, Peniculida, Parameciidae. Gene Ontology annotation, molecular function: cysteine-type endopeptidase activity.